Molecule: messenger RNA, 2748 nt
Organism: Nicotiana attenuata
Lineage: Eukaryota; Viridiplantae; Streptophyta; Magnoliopsida; Solanales; Solanaceae
Exons: 16
Coding region: 281-2206 (641 amino acids)
Source: RefSeq, a predicted model, not a curated record
CACUUCCUUUGUGCAUUAAUUACUGUGUAGUUAAGAAAGAUUUCUUUUUCUUUUCUGUUCUUUUGAUAUCAGUAUGUUUGCAUGUUUUUUUGGAUGAAAUCCAUAAAAUUGUAUAGAUGAUCCCAAGUAGUAGUUGAACUAGAUGGUUUACAGAAAAGAUGUGAUUAAAGUUACUCCUUUUAACAACUUCGGCUUCAAUAUGAAGUGAAUAGCAAAUCAAAAGAUCUUUAGCAGCAGUGUUAAGCUGAAGGAAUUGAUUGAACCAUUGAAAGGGGUUCCAAUGGAAGAACUAGGCGGUGACAUACCUGAAAUUUAUGACUGUGAGAUCAUACUGAGAGUGAAUCCUCAAAGGCGAAAGGAAAAGGUUUACAUAGGUUGUGGUGCUGGGUUUGGAGGUGAUCGACCAAUAGCAGCUUUAAAACUAUUUCAGAGGGUGAAAGAGUUGGAUUAUUUAGUGCUGGAAUGCCUAGCCGAGCGCACCCUUGCUGAGCGCUAUCAGGCGAUGAAGUCUGGCGGCAAGGGCUAUGAUCCCCGUAUCUCAGAGUGGAUGGAACUGCUCUUACCUUUGGCUGUCGAGACUGGAGUUUGCAUUAUUACAAACAUGGGUGCGAAUGAUCCGUUUGGUGCCCGGGAUGAAGUCUUACAACUUGCAAGUGGACUGGGUAUUUCCAUAACUGUUGGUGUGGCUCAUCAAGUUGCUGUUGUCAGAUCAGAUUUGGAGGAGCACCUUAGACAUGUUGAUGAUGUUAGUGUGUAUCUAGGAGCAGCUCCUAUCGUUGAAUGUCUUCAGAAAUUCAGACCAAAUGUCAUUAUUACUUCUCGAGUUGCUGAUGCUUCCUUAUUUUUGGCCCCAAUGGUAUAUGAGCUCGGUUGGAAUUGGGAUGAGUUGCAACUACUUGCCCAAGGUUCACUGGCUGGCCACCUGCUAGAAUGUGGUUGUCAACUUACUGGAGGAUACUAUAUGCAUCCAGGAGAUAAAUACCGUGAUAUAUCUUUACAAGAUCUCCUCGAUUUGUCUCUUCCUUUUGUGGAAGUCAGUUUUGAUGGGCGAGUAUGUGUAGAAAAGGCAGAAAACAGUGGUGGGAUUCUGAAUCCCAGCACGUGUGCCGAGCAACUUCUGUAUGAAGUGGGGGAUCCUAGUAGCUACAUAACCCCAGAUGUGGUUGUAGAUUUUCAAGAUGUUACGUUUCAGACAUUAUCAAGCAGUAAAGUCCUCUGUGCUGGGGCAAAGCCAUCUGCAUCAGCUCCUAAUAAACUGUUGCUGCUGGCCUCCAAGGACAAGGGGUGGAAAGGCUGGGGAGAGAUAUCCUAUGGUGGUUAUCAGUGUGUUAAACGUGCUAAAGCUGCUGAUUUUUUGGUAAGAUCAUGGAUGGAAGAAGUAUGUCCUGGAACAAACAAACACUUAGUUUCCUAUAUCAUUGGACUGGAUAGCCUGAAGGCUGCCAGCAUAGAUGAAGACUUGCCUAGGGAUAUUCAAGAUAUCAGAUUACGAAUGGAUGGUUUAUUUGAGGAGGAGGAACAAGCAAUCCACUUCACAAAAGAGUUCAUAGCAUUAUAUACAAAUGGACCUGCUGGUGGUGGCGGUAUCAGCACUGGACACAAAAAAGAGAUCAUUCUUGAGAAGGCAUUGGUAAAACGUAAAGAUGUUCAGUGGCAUAUUACAGCAACAAGAAACAAAAUAAUGCAAUCAGAUGAUAUGGCUAUUCCUAAGGACACAAUGCAGACCAGUUCUUUCCAUGAUUCGGUCUUGCGAUCUAUUCCAACAGAAACUGCUUUGAACAAAAAAGAAGGUGCACCACAAAUUCAGCUGUCCCCUGCUCCACAUGACAGGAAGAUUCCUCUCUAUGAUGUCGCACAUAGCAGAGCUGGUGAUAAAGGGGAUGAUCUAAACUUUUCCCUUAUCCCAUAUUUUCCUCCAGAUAUUGAAAGGCUAAAGAAGAUUGUUACUCAAGAAUGGGUAAAGAAAGUUGUUGCAAGGCUUCUUAAUCCCUCUUCCUUCGCCACUUCUGAUGAUAUUGAAAGAAGAGACAAAUGGGUUCAUGAACAUGUUAAGGUGGAGAUUUAUGAAGUCAGAGGGAUCCAUUCCUUGAAUAUUGUGGUUCGUAAUAUUCUAGAUGGAGGUGUGAACUGCUCAAGAAGAAUCGAUAGGCAUGGAAAGACUCUAUCCGAUCUUAUAUUGUGCCAGAAAGUGGUGUUGCCUCUGUGAUAUGAAGAGAUGGCAAGAUCGGAAGAGGCAUAUAAACUCCAUUUUCUUUAUCCGGGGAGGUGGUAGUGACAGUGGGGGCUGUGGACAGGCUCCUGAGCCUAGAUGGGAGGUUUGCUUGUUCAGGUACAGGAGAAAGAAGUGCUCUUGUAUUCUAUAAAACCAAGUUUCUUCUCUGUUUUCUCCAUCUUCAACUGAAUCUCCCCAGUGAAGUGGAUAGCUCCUCAAGAAAACUCUUCUGUUGUUGUAGUCUUCGUUGCGGAAACUUCUUGACCUUGCACCAUUUUCCUUUGAUAUUGUAGCAUCCAUGAGCCAAGAUGUUAGUAUAUCUUGUGCAGGCUUUGCUUCUUAUAAUAGUUAAAAGGACAUUGAGAGUCUGUUUAUGUGUAUGAGAUAGAGAAAAACGACAAGAUUACACAUAGAAAAAUGAGAUGGGGAAUAAUUUAAUGACCAGGUUUGGUGUUUUUAGUUGUUCUUUGUCUUUGCAAGAGUUGUUAUUUGUACUAUAGCCUUAAAGUUGUAUCUUUUCUUUAUUUGGAAAAAAA